Molecule: messenger RNA, 714 nt
Organism: Sinocyclocheilus anshuiensis
Lineage: Eukaryota; Metazoa; Chordata; Actinopteri; Cypriniformes; Cyprinidae
Product: carbonic anhydrase 9
Exons: 7
Coding region: 11-697 (228 amino acids)
Cellular component (GO): plasma membrane
Molecular function (GO): zinc ion binding; carbonate dehydratase activity
Source: RefSeq, a predicted model, not a curated record
UCCUCACACCAUGAAGAUGCUGAAGAAUAACGGACACACAGUUGAGUGUGAGCUGAAGGCAGGAGCAGUGGGAGUUCGAGGAGGAGGUCUGAAGCACAAAUACACCGUCCUGCAGUUCCACUUCCACUGGGGUGGAGAGGACCUGGUGAAUCAUCCGGGAUCCGAGCACUCUCUGAAUGGACACAGAUCACCUCUAGAAAUGCACAUUGUCAGCCAGAGAAGUGAUCUUAAUGACAGCACUGCAGCAAAAGUUCAAGAUGGCUUUGCUGUGAUGGGCUUCUUUAUUGAGAGCAGCGAAAAGGAAAAAGAAAAGCAAAAGGAGAUGUCACAAGUCUGGAAAAGCUUCACCGAUUAUCUCCAAAAAAUACCAAGAAAGGGAGACAAAGUCAGAAUUUUGGAGCCCUUUUCUAUGCAUCAGCUCUUAAAAGGGGUUGAUCUCAGCAAGUACUACCGCUACAACGGCUCACUGACCACCCCUCCCUGUGAUGAAGCUGUGGUUUGGACCAUCUUUAAGGACCCAAUUAGAAUCAGCAAAGAUCUGCUGCUCAGAUUCCCAACAAAAAUGUCUUUUGACAACGUGUAUCGGCCACAGCAACCGCUGAACAAUCGUGUGGUCUAUUCUUCCACUGCUCUCACCGCAGGUCACACAGGAACAACUGAGCACAUCCUACAGCACCCGACCAAUCAGGGGCCCUAAUCCGAAAAUUAUGCACA